AUGGCAGUUGGCGAUAUCGAUGCUGCCAGCACGGCCUUCAUGAUGGUGUGCAUGGCGUUGGUGCAGCUCAUGACGCCGGGCUUGGCAUUUUUCUAUGGAGGUUUGGUCAAAGACACGAGCGUUCUCACCAUGAUGAUGCAAAGCUUUGUCUCAAUGGGGGUUGCCAGCAUCAUUUGGUUCCUGUUUGGCUUUUCCUUGUGCUUCGGGGAAAGUCUCUACGUCAUCGGCAAUCCCUUCUCGUACUUUGGCCUCCAGGGGCUGAACGUGAACGAGGCCCUUCCGGACAUGUCCAUUCCGGGCCUUUUGUUUGCUGGAUACCAAGGCAUGUUUGCCGUCAUCACGCCCGCGCUCAUGACCGGUGCAUUUGCAGAUCGCUUCCGCUUCAAGCCAUACUUGGCAUUCAUUGCCCUGUGGCUUGUGUUUGUCUAUGCUCCCUGGUGCCACUGGGUGUGGGGAGGAGGAUGGCUUGCACAGUGGGGUGUCAAGGACUUUGCCGGAGGCAUUGUGGUUCAUGUCACGGCGGGGUUCUCUGCCUUGGCCAGCCUCAUUGUUGUUGGGAAGCGCCACGUCUCAGAAGAGGACCUGGAGGACCACGACCGGCCUCACAACGUGCCGUUUGUGGCGCUUGGCACUGCAAUGCUCUGGUUUGGGUGGUUCGGCUUCAAUGCUGGAUCUGCACUGGCUACUGGGUCGGUGGCAGUCGGUGCAGCCGUGAACUCCGAGAUUUCAGCUUCUGUGGCUUUGUUCCUGUGGCUCCUCAUUGACUGGGUUCGCCUCGGGCGUCCUGGCUUGGUUGGCCUCUGUGUGGGUGCCAUCGCUGGCCUUGCCACGAUCACGCCCGCUGCUGGCUUCAUCCAGCCAUGGGGAGCUUUCAUACUCGGCAUUGUCGCGACUUUCUUCUGCUAUGCCUGCUGUGAGCUUCGAAAGCGGUUGGGCUUCGACGAUGCUCUCGAUGUGUGGGGCGUCCAUGGCAUGGGUGGUUUCAUGGGCACCGUCCUGCUGGGCGUCCUUGCUGAUCCCGAAGAGUGUGGUGCCGUGGAAGCCGCACCGAACUACUGUGUGAACCCUGGCCAGGUGACGGCCAGCAUUGAGCAGGUUGGAAAGCAGCUGGCGGCGGCUCUGCUCGCUGCGGUCUACUCGGUCGUCGUGACGCUACUGCUCUUGAAGGCACUCAACGUCUGUAUGCCCUUGAAGCCGAACAACAUUGGAGGACUCGACCUCACCGAGCAUGGUGAAAUGGCAUACCACAGUCCAGUGCGCCAGUACAUCCAAGAGCCCAAGAAAGGAGGAUCGGAAAGCGAGUCGGUGGUUUGA
Messenger RNA from Symbiodinium natans, 1314 nucleotides. Lineage: Eukaryota; Dinophyceae; Suessiales; Symbiodiniaceae. The record is from the annotation of a GenBank genome assembly.